ACAUAUAUCACCACCUUCAUUGAGGCAUGCAUGUAAGACGCAAAAAUGGAAAGAAAUGGUACUCAAAAACAUGAAACCCAACCUGGGAAAGAACAUCUCAUGGAUCCAACCCCGCAAUUCAUGAACCCAAAUUACAAGCCUGCUGGGAAGCUUCAAGGGAAGGUGGCGCUGGUCACCGGAGGCGAUUCAGGCAUUGGUAGGGCGGUCUGCUACCAUUUUGUGAAAGAAGGUGCAACCGUCGCCCUUACUUUUGUGAAGGGCGCAGAGGACAAAGAUGCAGACGACACCUUGCGGUUGUUACUCGAAAACAAAACCAGCGAUGCCAAGAACCCGAUAGCGAUAGGUGCAGAUCUUGGGUUCGAUCAAAACUGCAAACAAGUGGUGGACCAAGUGGUAGAAAACUUUGGACGUAUCGAUAUUUUGGUGAACAAUGCUGCAGAACAGCACAAGACCUUAUCUCUCCAAGAAAUAACGGAGGAUCGGCUCGAUAGGGUGUUUAAAACCAAUAUCCAUUCUCACUUCUUUUUAUGCAGGCAUGCACUGAAGCACAUGAAAGAAGGGAGCGCCAUCAUCAACACUACGUCUGUGGACGCGUAUUUGGGUAACCCACAACUGUUGGAUUAUAGCUCGACAAAGGGAGCAAUAGUGUCGUUUACAAGAGGUCUGGCACUGCAGUUGGCGCAGAAGGGUAUUCGUGUAAACGGGGUCGCACCUGGGCCUGUUUAUACACCAAUCCGACCAGCAACCAUGGACAAGAACGACGUGUCCGACUUUGGAAAAGAGACCCCAAUGGGCAGGGCGGCUCAGCCUUACGAGAUUGCGCCCUCGUUUGUGUUUCUUGCAUCAGAUGAGUCUAGCUACUUUACUGGCCAGUUUCUCCAUCCAAAUGGUGGGUUGAUCGUGAAUGCUUAAAUGGAUGUUCGGUUCUUGACGAUUCGACCAGGCAAAGAGUAGUGUGAGAGGCGUGUUAUAUAUAUAUUCUGUAAAUUAAUAUUUAAAAUAAAGAGAAUUUCCCCAUGUGUAGAAUAAGGAUCCUUGUAUCAUAUUUACAUUUACAAAAGGAAUAAUGUGCUUUGUUUGGUAUU
This is a messenger RNA of Helianthus annuus (common sunflower), 1085 nucleotides long. RefSeq names its product glucose and ribitol dehydrogenase. Lineage: Eukaryota; Viridiplantae; Streptophyta; Magnoliopsida; Asterales; Asteraceae. Bases 46 to 912 code for a protein of 288 amino acids. The transcript has 4 exons. Gene Ontology annotation, molecular function: oxidoreductase activity. The record is from RefSeq and is a predicted model, not a curated record.